CCUCCCUUAGAUACUUCCGGUGGCAAAACAAACAGACAAAGUUCGAGAAGAUAAUGUGAAAAUAUACAGUAUUUCAGGGACAGACUUCACUGUGAGAUUGCACAGAUCUUUGAUCUUACUCUUCCAUGAUGGAAGCUUUCCUGAGGAAUCAGAUCCUCAAUGUGUGUCGUGUGCGACACCAUCAACGCCUUCGUGAUGCUCAUUUGCCGGUCAGACGAAGAGAGCCUCGAUAUGAUCGCCUUGGAGUGGAAGGGGAGAUAAUAAGUUUCAUGCCCAAUGACGGCAACAAAGUUGGUUUGUACAUCGCAGCCUGUCCAAUCUCACCUGAAGACAACUACUUUGAGAUAGAAAUCAUUGAUACAGGCUUGUUUGGAAACAUAGGUGUGGGACUGGUGCCGUGUCGCUACACUCUGGAUGCUCAGCCUGGCUGGAAGCCAUUCUCAGUGGGCUAUCAUGCUGAUGAUGGCAAACUAUACAAGGCAUGUGGCUUUGGGAAGGCGUUUGGCCCAAAGUGCCACGUAGGCGACCGCAUCAGCGGCUGUGGCAUCAAGUACAGCAUCAGCGACAUUGAGUCUGGGAGUCCACUCACAGCCAAGGUGUUCUUCACACGUAAUGGGAAGGAGCUGGGCACGGUGGCAGUGCCCUUACCUCCAGGGGGUUUAUACCCGGCAGUAGGGCUGCACUCGGAGGGUGAGGAGGUGAAGUUGACGCUUGACUCUGAAUGGACAUCGGAGGAGUGUAUGCUGAUGGCAGUGGACAGCGGGGAAGAGGAAUGGACACGCCUACACGACAUUAAGUUGAACGGCACGAUCCUGGAGUAUGGUGGUCGGGGGAAGUGCAUCAACGAUGUUGGGCUGGCCCAGGCGAGAUGUCCACUUGACACGACCUUCCACUACUUUGAGCUGGAGAUCGUAGACCCAGGGGAGAACUGCUACAUUGCUAUCGGGGUGGCCAGGAGGAACUAUCCACGUCAUCGACAUCCAGGCUGGAACCGUGGGUCUAUAGCAUACCAUGCAGAUGAUGGGAAAAUCUUUGUUGGAUCUGGAAUUGGAGAUCCUUUUGGCCCAAGAUGCCACAAAGGUGACAUCAUGGGAUGUGGAAUCUACUUCCCCAAUGACUACGACAGCGAGGCAGACAGUGAUCUAUCACCAGAAGAUCCAGAAGACGACAUUUCACUUGAGAAUGAUGAGUUGUCUUCAGACUCGGAGGAGGAGGAGGAGGAGGAGGGCUGGGCCCGCCACCCAGAGGACGUAGGAACUAAAGUUCAGGUAUUCUUCACAAGGAAUGGCAAGAUGGUUGGGAAGAGACAGGUGGCAAUACCACGAAGGGGAUUCUACCCAACAAUAGGAAUGCUGAGUAGCUGUGAGAAAGUGCGAGUUGACCUUCGACCCCUCACUGGUUGACCUUCACCUACAUUAGAUGUACAGAGAAUGCAAGAUAUGAUGGUUGUUUGGAAGCCAAAUUUGUGAAAAAAAUCCGGUUUUCCCGAGGCUUAUCUUUGGUUGACCAACAUGUUCAUCACAUAGACAUAAAGGGCACGAGAGAAAGUAGUUUGCAGGGGUGAUUCAUAUCAGUGUGAGUGUCUUUCUGGUGACAUCAGUCAAACCUAGAUCUGGUCAGUACAAAGCUGAUGUAGUUAUUAUACUUACGAUUGUGUGAUUGUGCCUGCUGCUGCACUGGUAGCUACACUGAUAGUGCCUACUGCUGCACAGGUAGUUAUACUGAUAGUGCCUGCUGCUACACUGGUAGCUCCACUGAUAGUGUCUGCUGCUACACCGGUAGCUACACUGAUAGUGCCUGCUGCUGCACAGGUAGUUAUACUGAUAGUGCCUGCUGCUACACUGGUAGCUCCACUGAUAGUGUCUGCUGCUACACUGGUAGCUCCACAGAUAGUGUCUGCUGCUACACUGGUAGCUAUACUGAUAGUGUCUGCUGCUACACCGGUAGCUCCACUGAUAGUGUCUGCUGCUACACCGGUAGCUCCACUGAUAGUGUCUGCUGCUACACUGGUAUCUACACUGAU
This is a messenger RNA of Haliotis rubra (blacklip abalone), 2023 nucleotides long. RefSeq names its product SPRY domain-containing protein 3-like. Lineage: Eukaryota; Metazoa; Mollusca; Gastropoda; Lepetellida; Haliotidae. The record is from RefSeq and is a predicted model, not a curated record. Gene Ontology annotation, molecular function: protein binding.